Messenger RNA from Myiozetetes cayanensis, 5478 nucleotides. It is a transcript of the gene CRACR2B, whose product is annotated as calcium release activated channel regulator 2B. Gene Ontology annotation, molecular function: GTPase activity; GTP binding; calcium ion binding. Lineage: Eukaryota; Metazoa; Chordata; Aves; Passeriformes; Tyrannidae. The record is from RefSeq and is a predicted model, not a curated record. The coding region runs from base 1298 to 3424 and encodes 708 amino acids. The transcript is spliced from 18 exons.
AUCAUGCCCAUUUUUUAAUCUGGGUUUUGAAAUAACCAUCCUAAAAUAACAGGGAAGGACCUGUCUUUACCUUUGCUUUCUGCAGGUCCCGUAACUGCUUGUUGCAGGUAGGAUGGGGCUAUUUGGAGCUCCUCUCUUUGCAGGCUGAUGAGGUCUCUUGCUGUUCAGAUACCAGCUGGAGCCUUCUCAGUAGAAACUGGUGGAAGAGGGGUUUUUUACUCUCUGUAGAGGCUGGGCUUGCCCACUUGUGACUAUGGCAAAGCUUGUUUUCUGAGCAAAUAUAUCCUUGAGGGCUGACACAAAGAGGCAUUUGGGGUAAGAGUGAGAAAAGAGGACAAAAUCAUACCAGGUGAUGAAGAGCCAGCUUGCCAGGGUGUAGACAUGCUCUUUUUUCCUUUUCCUUUGUCACCUUUCCUGAGAAGACGUCAGGCUCAACUAGUGGGAGCUGACACAGCUGAGGACAUCUUCAUGCUGCCAGGGGGUUCUGGAGCUGCUGCUGAGUGACAAAUCCCCAUCAGCAUCUCCAGCUAUCAGCAGGCAGGGUGGCUUUGCUUCCUUUCUGGGUUGCUAUGGGAUAGAGUGAUGCUUUGGUCAGUGGCAGAAUAGAGGGUGGCAUCUCUGGCUGCUUUAGUGAGAUAGUCUUGGGAUGUGUACCCCACCCCUGGGGUGUGCUUUACGGUGCUUUGGAAACAUGCUCCUUGCCCUGUCAUCUUAUGCUUUUUCUAUUUUCUUACACUCUCUGUGCUUGUCUUUGUGAAACAGGUUGCCAGCCUUGUAAAAGUGGAAUUAAACUUGAGGCAGGAUUCACAGGGGUAGCUUCCAGCUCUUCCCUUGUGGAAAUUGGAUGGGAGGUAGGCAGAGAGCUACCUACAAGCACAGCUAGAGUUUCUUAGGGAAGGUAAGUUCAGCAUGAGACCAGGGCUCAUCUGCUUGCUUAUCGCUUCUUCCUCUCUCGCCUAAGGCAGAUCAGAAACAAGCCCUUCUCUUUCACACCUGUGUGCAAGGCAGGAUUACAACGAAUUUACCUUGGAAGCUUAAGGGCAGGUUUUCUUGUGCUGCUUUCUGAACUGAUGGCUACCAGCUUGUGUUGGAAAGGGGAUGAGAUGCGUAGGGAACACUGCAAACCACACCUCCCAGCUUGGACCGGCUCUGAUACUCUGUUUACAGUGGCGGAGUUCCUUCUCCGCUAGCUUUUUGCUGUGGAGUACACUGCCGGUUCCAAGGAAGGGGAGCAAUACUGUCCUGCUACUCAAGGUCUUCUGUUUGCCCAUGCCCUGGGGGAAAAGACUUUGAGAAGAUGGAGAACCAGAGGGGAGUGCUCUUGGGAUAUGUCCACUGGGAAGGAGAAGAGGAAGGGGAUGAGAAGGAUCAGGUGGCUUCUCGUGUUUCUCCUUCCAGCCAAAUGAGCAGACUGGAAGAUGUGGAGGUGGAGAUGCUUGAGAAGGCAAGGGAGCUCUUCCAGCUGUGUGACAAGGAUGAGAAGGGUUUUAUCACCAAGGUGGACAUGCAGCGGCUCCAGAGUGAACUGCCUCUAACCCUUCAGCAGCUGGAGACUGUUUUUGACAGCUUGGAACAGAACAAUAAGGGAUACCUGACGCCUGUGGAGUUCAGCAUGGGACUAGGGAAGUUAAUAGGGAUUGAAUUGUGUCAAGGGGCUGGGAGAAUGGAUCACUCCAGACACGAGGAGACCUUUGAGUCAGGCUGGUCAGAUGACUUGGACCCAGCAGAUGAUGAUGAAGAGAAACGAUUCUGUUCCAUGAUGGAGCAGCUCGGAGCAGCCCAGUUGUUUGAAGAUCCACAUGAGAUUCGGGAGCUCUGGGCUCGGCUACGGAAGGAGCGUCCGGAGCUCUUAUCCAAUUUUGAAGAAUUUCUGUUGCGAGUUUCAUCGUACAUAAGGGAGGUGAAUCAUGAGAAGGAGUCCAUGGAACAGGCACUGAAGCGGAAGGAGUCAGACCAUGACCGAGAAGUCAGGUGCCUUUAUGAAGAAAUGGAACAACAGAUCAAAGCAGAAAGGGAGAGGCUGGUCUGCCAGGAAGCACUGAGACAUGACAGGAGUAACCUGCUCCAAAAGGAACUGCACAACAAAGAACAGGAGCUGGAGAAAAUCCUCUACCGCCAGAAGAAGCUGGAACAUCAGCUGCAGUCACUGAACUCGGAGCAGCUGGAGACCCGGGUGCAGAAUGAAAGGCUCCGGCACCUGAAUGAAAACCUGCUGGAAGAGCUGGAGAAAAGCAAAUGGGAGCUGGAGGCGGUGAAGGGGCAAUUGCAGAAGCUUCAGAAAGAGGCUCAGCUUGAGCAAGAGCAGAAGGACAGGGAUGUGUUCAGAGUCUCCAAGAACAUGCAGAAAGAGAAACAAAGCCUCCUUCGGCAGCUGGAGCUCCUCAGAGAGAUGAACAAGAAACUUCGAGAUGAGCGAGACGCUUUUGAAGCCAAGAAGCUGGUGCCUCAGAACACAAAGCCCCUGUUGAAGAAAGGGUCAGUGCUAGGCAGUUACCUGCUGGACGACAAGCCGGUCAAACGACAACUGGCCUCUGCGGACCUUCCCUUCGCCUUCCCAGCGGAUGUGGCAGUGGAAGAACCCAGCAGAAAGAACUGUAAAUACUUCCCAGGCAACGGGACAUGGAUGAAGACGGGAGAAGGAGAAAGUACAAACUUUGGAGACAACCCCAGAGACAAGGAGAGAUGGCCCUUGGCGGCAGAUACUGAGUGGUUUAAGAUGACUUUGAAGGGUGACACUGACUGCAGAAAAAAAGCAGAUGGCUUAGAUGCUGUUCCGCUGCCUCCUAGAGCACAGCCUGUUGGCACUGAAACCAGGCUCCAGGCACUGGAACCAGCCAGCUGUUCCCCAGAUCGCAUCUUUAAAGUGGUGUUUGUAGGGAACUCUGGUGUCGGGAAGAGUUCCUUCAUCCACCGCUUCUGCUAUGACAGGUUCUUGGCUGAGCUCAAUGCAACCAUUGGUAUUGAUUACCAGGUGAAGAGUCUAAUGGUGGAUAACACCCAGGUUGCCUUGCAGCUGUGGGAUACAGCUGGACAAGAAAGGUUUCGGAGCAUUACCAAGCAGUAUUUCCGGAAGGCAGAUGGGAUUCUGGUGAUGUACGAUAUCACAGCUGAGUGCUCCUUCAUGGCAGUGCGGAACUGGAUGAGCAGCAUCCAGGAAGGUAUCGAGGACGGAGCUGUGGUCUUUCUGCUUGGAAAUAAAAUGGAUGCUGUGCAGAGAGAGACCCGGAAUGUGCCCAAGGUGGAGGGGGAAAGGCUGGCGAAGGAAUACAAGGCUGUCUUCUAUGAGUGCAGUGCGAUGACUGGCUAUAACAUCAUGGAGCCCAUGCUGCACAUGGCCAGGUUGCUGACAGCACAAGAAGACAGGCAGAGGGAGAAUGCCCUGCAGCUGGAAGAUAUGGGCAGGAGGAAAGGGUGCUGCACAUAAGGCACAUCAGUGUGUCAGCAAGAGACAUGUGCCAGCACUGUAUCGUGAAGCUGGGGGUUCCUUUCAAGCAAGCUGAAUCUGAUGGUAUCAGCUCUGCAGAGAUUUGGGGAAGCUGAAGCUUUUCCCAGUCUGUGAAUUUUGAGGCACUAAAUCAGGCCAAAAUGUGCAUAUUAUCUGCACUGUUCCAUUUCCCAACUCUGCAUGCAGCCCUGGUCUCUGGAGGCCUCUGCUUCUUUGGGGGAAUUUGGCUGGUCUUGGCUAGUAGGACAAACUGGGCCUUCUGUCUGGAGAGUUUGCUUCCCUGUAAAGGGAUGAAGUCUUAUUCCUUUUCCCUCUGGUAAAGAACUGGCCUAGCAGCAGAGAGUGGAGGACACAGUGGUUGCUGUCUUAAAUAGAAUUUUUUAGUGUAAGAGAUAGAGUUAGCCCAAAUUUAAGUUUCUUUAAAUAGUGAUCCAUCCAUCUCGGAGAACAGCAUCUCCUCUUGGCUCUGUGACAGUAACUGCCCCGCUGAGAUCCUGCUGUGGUAAGUGAGAACACUUCCACCACUUCCUUAAGAUCUGGAUAAGGCCCUGUAUUUAGUCCGAAAUAAAGUUGGGCUUGUCAAUAUUGUAGUCAACUGAUUCCAUGCAUGAAUAUGGUAUGAACUGAUAGAAUGAGUCACCCCAGUGGCUUUCAUCUCAUUUUUACCCUAAUGGACCUUGUCACUGUCCCUCUCCUACUGUUUAUGGAACACAGAGCAGUUGCCCUGGGACUCACAGGCGCUGACAUGUGUUGCUGAUUCAUAACCCAUUGCCAGAGCUGUACAAACUAGGGGAGCCAUAUAUAGCCUGUUUUAAGGCUGAACGCUGCCUGUUUCCUCCCAUUCUCCUGUCCUUUCCUGAAGAAUAUCCGGCAACUUGGAACUGCCUUUCCUGCAGUGCUUUCAAAUCUACCUGGGCUGGAAGCACAAGGCCACUGUCUGUGUCAAAUGCACCUUUUUCUCUUGCAGUGCCUUUGCACAACAACCUCGCUUUCCUGGUGCAGGGCCUGAGAAAGAGCUGAACUGAACCUGAUCCCAUUGGGAAGGGACCUUCUUGUCACUCAGGAGUGGGGCAAAGCAGAGCGAGGGGAGGCGAGGGCUGAGGUAGGAACUGGCCCCAGCCUUGUGCCCGUUGGCAUAGCUUCUUCCCUUGGGAUAAGGCGGUUACUCUGAAUGUCUGUUUAUUGCACAAAUUUCUCUGGGAAUAUCCCAUGCAGGAAAAGUGCUCUGAGUCACUUACAGACCAUCAGUGUGAAAGUUACAAAGAAUUUCCAUGGUUCCUCCUGGUGCCCUUUACUCCUGAUAGGAAAGAGGAAGUUUUUCUCUGCAAGAGCAGGAUUUCUGAGUAAAAAGAAUAGCCAAAUGUAAUAAGCUCCUGCUCACUCCUUACUGUCGGCUGGCUGUGGCUCACACUGUGUUUAACUGCAGUAAUGCCUUCCAGAAAUUAGGAAGCAGAAAGCUAGAAAAGGUCCAGAACCAGGGUAGCUGUUGUGGAGCCUAGGGUAACACCAGCAUUGCUGCCAGUGGGACUCCUUGUGUUUGCAAGACACAAUAUGUGGGAAGAGAAAUCAUCUGUGUUUUCAGAAAACACCUCUAAUCUGGACAUAGAUGUGACUUUCUAACCAGCGUGGGCGUGCAGGAGCACAGGCAUUAUCACCUGUUGAACAGGUCAAACCCACCACCUGUGUUAGGGGAGCUCCAGGUGCCGGUUAACAUGGAGUGGCUGGCCAAGAACUGGUGUCUUUGGUUGUGGCACAUCAGUAAUGCUAAAGUUACUUACCUGCAGCAGCAGGACUUGGGAAGCUGAUGCAGAAGGAAGAGAGCAGUAGCUAAUGUUCUGAACGUGCGCCUCCUGCACUCUGUAUAGAGCACAUCAAAGACAAAGGCAUGAAAUUACAGCUGACACACAAAUACAGGCAGUCUGUGUAGUACCUUGAUCAGUGCUGUCAUAUUGCAAUGACAAGAACUACCAGGUUCUUUUAAUGUACAACCUUAAGCAUGUUUUCUUAGUGUGCAAACAGUACAGAUAAUAAAG